AUGGCGACAAUGUCGACUGAUGCAGAUGCUGCAUGGCAUUCACUUGGGGGUGCUGCGGCGAACGGUGAAGUGGCUGUAGCUGGAAGUGUUCCGCUACACCAUAAUCAUAAUCAUCAGCAACUGCAGCAAAACUUACAACAACAAUUGCAAGCUCAACAAUUGCAGCAACAGCAAUUACAACAAAGUCAACUUCAGCUGCAUCAGCAACAGUUGCAGCAACAACAAAUUGAGCAUAACGCAGCUGUGAAAGCGCUUGCUGAAUUUGAGGAACGAAUGAAAAUGGCGGCUGCCGCUGCACCCGCUGCAGUUCCUUCGAGUUCGACAGCAAAUCCAGCUGCGUUUUGGAAUGGAGUGGACCCGAAUACGAUGGCCGUUUUGGCGCAAGCUCAGAUGGCUUCCACACACGCUCAAUUUUUCUCAAUGCUAUCUCUUGAUCCAGCUUUAUUCACUCAGUUUUUAGCGGCACAUUCGAUGCCACAAAUUCCACAACCAUUAGUUCAUAAAAAAGGUUCGAAAUGAAAAUUAUAAAAAUAUGGGAGCCACGGGACACAUUUUCUAAAUGAAUAAAUAUAAUUUAUAAUUCAAUUAAUUUUUGCAGCGGAAAUGGAGCUUCGUGUGGGAAACAAGUUUCGCCUUGGCCGCAAAAUUGGCAGCGGAUCAUUCGGCGACAUUUACCUCGGUCAAAAUAUUCAGACGAAUGAAGAGGUGGCGGUGAAGUUGGAGUGUGUGAAGUCGAAACAUCCACAACUGCACAUUGAAUCUAGACUAUAUCGAAUUAUGUUGGGCGGCAUCGGAAUUCCCGAAGUCAGAUGGUGUGGCCUUGAGGGCGAUUACAAUGUUAUGGUUAUGGAAUUGCUCGGUCCAUCGCUGGAGGAUUUGUUCAAUUUUUGUCAGCGAAAAUUCACGUUGAAGACGGUUUUAUUGCUGGCUGAUCAAAUGGUGAGAUUUUUUUCUUUUCAUUUAACGCGAUCAAGAUGAUCAAAAAUUUUACCGACCUGAUUUUUGAAGUUCUGUGGUCAAACGUUAUCUGAAAAAAAUUCAUAUUCAACCUGAACCACAAUUUUUGGAGGUUCUCUUUCUUCAAUAAAUUUUAUCAAACAUUCCCCUCAACACAAACAAUUUGCAGCUUUCUCGAGUCGAGUUUAUUCAUAUGCGUGAUUAUAUUCAUCGUGAUAUCAAACCGGAUAACUUUCUUAUGGGUCUUGGAAAACGUGGUAACCUAGUAUAUAUAAUCGAUUUUGGAUUGGCAAAAAGAUACAGAGAUAGUAAAAAUGUGCAUAUUAGCUAUCGAGAAAACAAAAACCUGACCGGAACUGCACGAUAUGCAAGUAUCAAUACACAUCGAGGAAUUGAACAGUCUCGACGAGACGAUAUUGAAUCUCUCGGUUAUGUAUUUAUGUAUUUCAAUCGUGGAACACUUCCAUGGCAGGGAUUAAAAGCGGUGACGAAACGACAAAAAUAUGAGCUGAUAUCGGAACGAAAAUGCUCGACAAGAGUUGAGGAUUUGUGUGCCGGAUAUCCAGGUGAGUCAAUAUUUCUGGCAUUAAACAAUUUACAAAUCUCAUAAUCCUUUCUGAUUCAUUAACAAGAAAUGGGAUUUGUGAAAAUAUAAUUCAAUCAGAAACUAAUCUAAUCCAAUUCAAUUGUUUAUUUUUUUCAGAAGCCUUUGCUGCAUAUUUGAACUAUUGUCGUGGACUUGGAUUCGAAGAAUCACCGGAUUAUUCGCAUCUUCGACAAUUGUUUAGAAAUUUGUUCCAUCGACAGGGAUUCUGUUAUGACUAUGUGUUUGAUUGGAAUACGUAUAAGUAAGUGUUUUGCAUCAAUUUUGAACAUUUUACUACUAACGAAAAUCCGGUUUCAUAUUUCACAGAUUUGAUGAACAAUGUUUUUAGGAAAUGUAAAAGGUUAAUACUUUUUUUGAGCACAUUUUUAGUCGUUGUGAUGUUAUCUUUCUGCUUGCCUGAUGAUUCUUUUAGUAAUUUCUAGUAGCUUCUGAUUGAUUUUUCUAAUUUAGUUCUGUACGGAAAAAAUCAAAGAGGUCUACACUAUUCUUUUUUGGAGUCUGGUUUGUACAACCGUAUUUCAAGCACAUUUUCAAUCUUCUCCGAGCCUCUAUUUCCGUACAGAAUCUCUUUUCAAAUUCUGUUCUAUCAAUAUAUAUUGCAGAAUUUUCAUUUUCUCAACAAUUAUUUUUCCAGAUUCCGUCGCCCGAAUGGUAUCUAA
Molecule: messenger RNA, 2223 nt
Organism: Caenorhabditis angaria
Lineage: Eukaryota; Metazoa; Nematoda; Chromadorea; Rhabditida; Rhabditidae
Source: the annotation of a GenBank genome assembly